AGGCUUCCCGGCUCCUUUCUUUCUGGUCUAUCUGGAGCAGCCUUCAGAGCUGGUCGGUUUCUCAUCCAGCCCAUGCAAACAGAGACGGCUUGACAGAGGUUGGAAUAGUUGGAAAUCUUAUUACAUACAACAUGCUUCGAUUAAGUCUCCCACCCAAUGUUUCAAUGGGAUUUCGUCUGGUAGCUCUGGUGGCUCUCUUGUUUUCUCAUGUUGACCAUAUAACUGCAGAUACAGAGGCAGAAACGGGAGGAAAUGAAACCACUGAAUGUACUGGCUCAUAUUACUGUAAGAAAGGGGUAAUCUUGCCCAUUUGGGAACCCCAAGAUCCAUCUUUUGGGGACAAAAUUGCUAGAGCAACUGUGUAUUUUGUGGCCAUGGUCUACAUGUUCCUUGGAGUUUCUAUUAUUGCAGACCGGUUUAUGUCCUCUAUAGAAGUCAUCACCUCUCAAGAAAAAGAAAUAACGAUAAAGAAACCGAAUGGAGAGACCACCAAGACUACGGUGAGAAUUUGGAAUGAGACUGUGUCGAACCUGACCUUGAUGGCCCUGGGAUCUUCUGCUCCUGAGAUUCUCCUGUCAGUCAUUGAAGUGUGUGGCCAUAACUUCACGGCAGGGGACCUGGGUCCCAGCACCAUCGUGGGAAGUGCUGCCUUUAACAUGUUCAUCAUAAUUGCACUCUGUGUUUAUGUGGUCCCUGAUGGAGAGACGAGGAAGAUCAAGCAUCUGCGCGUGUUCUUUGUGACUGCAGCCUGGAGCAUCUUUGCCUAUACCUGGCUUUAUAUAAUCUUGUCUGUCAGCUCUCCUGGUGUUGUGGAGGUCUGGGAAGGCUUGCUUACUUUCUUCUUCUUUCCCAUCUGCGUUGUGUUCGCUUGGGUAGCAGACAGGCGGCUUCUCUUCUACAAGUAUGUCUACAAGCGGUAUAGGGCCGGCAAGCAGAGGGGGAUGAUCAUUGAACAUGAAGGAGACAGACCAGCUUCCAAAACGGAAAUCGAAAUGGAUGGGAAAGUGGUCAACUCUCAUGUUGACAACUUCUUAGAUGGCGCUCUGGUUUUGGAAGUUGAUGAGAGGGAUCAAGAUGAUGAGGAAGCCAGGCGUGAGAUGGCAAGGAUUCUGAAAGAGCUUAAGCAGAAGCAUCCUGAGAAAGAAAUAGAGCAACUAAUAGAAUUAGCCAACUAUCAGGUCCUAAGUCAGCAGCAGAAAAGCCGAGCAUUUUACAGGAUCCAAGCUACUCGCCUGAUGACUGGAGCUGGCAACAUCUUGAAGAGGCAUGCAGCUGACCAAGCAAGGAAGGCUGUCAGCAUGCACGAAGUCAACAUGGACAUGGCUGAAAAUGACCCAGUCAGUAAGGUCUUCUUUGAGCAAGGAACAUACCAGUGUCUAGAGAACUGUGGUACUGUGGCCCUCACCAUCAUGCGUAGAGGGGGUGACUUGAACAACACUGUGUUUGUUGACUUCAGGACAGAAGACGGCACAGCCAAUGCGGGGUCUGACUAUGAGUUUACAGAAGGGACUGUGAUCUUCAAACCAGGGGAGACCCAGAAGGAAAUCAGAGUUGGCAUCAUUGAUGAUGAUAUCUUUGAAGAAGAUGAAAACUUCCUUGUGCAUCUUAGCAAUGUCAGAGUCUCUUUGGAAGUUUCAGAAGAUGGCAUACUAGAAUCCAAUCAUGCAUCUGCAAUUGCUUGUCUUGGGUCACCCAACACUGCCACCAUAACCAUUUUUGAUGAUGACCAUGCAGGCAUCUUUACAUUUGAGGAACCCGUGACUCACGUGAGCGAGAGCAUUGGCAUCAUGGAGGUGAAGGUGUUGAGAACCUCUGGAGCGCGAGGAAAUGUUAUCAUUCCUUAUAAAACUAUCGAAGGCACGGCCCGAGGUGGCGGGGAGGACUUCGAGGACACCUGUGGAGAGCUCGAAUUCCAGAACGAUGAAAUAGUCAAAACAAUAUCAGUCAAGGUAAUCGAUGACGAGGAGUAUGAGAAAAACAAGACCUUCUUCAUUGAGAUUGGAGAGCCCCGUCUGGUGGAGAUGAGUGAGAAGAAAGGUGGCUUCACAUUAACAGGCCAACCUAUCUUCAGGAAGGUUCAUGCUAGAGAUCAUCCGAUUCCCUCCACUGUAAUCACCAUCUCAGAGGAAUAUGAUGACAAGCAGCCACUGACCAGCAAAGAAGAAGAGGAGAGGCGCAUUGCGGAAAUGGGGCGCCCCAUCCUAGGCGAGCACACCAAGCUGGAGGUGAUCAUCGAAGAGUCCUACGAAUUCAAGAGCACUGUGGACAAACUCAUUAAGAAGACGAACCUGGCCCUUGUGGUGGGGACCAACAGCUGGAGAGAGCAGUUUAUUGAAGCCAUCACUGUCAGCGCUGGAGAAGAUGACGAUGAUGAUGAAUGUGGGGAGGAAAAGCUGCCCUCCUGUUUUGAUUACGUGAUGCACUUUCUCACAGUGUUCUGGAAGGUUCUGUUUGCCUUCGUCCCACCUACAGAAUACUGGAAUGGCUGGGCCUGCUUCAUUGUCUCCAUCCUCAUGAUCGGCCUACUGACAGCCUUCAUUGGAGAUCUGGCUUCCCACUUUGGCUGCACCAUUGGUCUGAAAGAUUCCGUGACUGCAGUUGUGUUUGUCGCUCUUGGAACCUCAGUGCCAGACACAUUUGCCAGCAAAGUAGCAGCUACCCAGGAUCAGUAUGCAGAUGCAUCUAUAGGCAAUGUCACUGGAAGCAACGCUGUGAAUGUCUUCCUGGGAAUCGGCGUGGCCUGGUCCAUUGCUGCCAUCUACCAUGCGGCCAACGGGGAACAGUUCAAAGUGUCCCCCGGCACGCUAGCUUUCUCUGUCACUCUCUUCACUAUUUUUGCUUUCAUCAACGUGGGGGUGCUGCUGUAUCGGCGGAGGCCAGAAAUAGGAGGUGAGCUGGGAGGGCCCCGGACUGCCAAGCUCCUCACAUCUUCCCUGUUUGUGCUCCUGUGGCUCUUGUACAUUUUCUUCUCCUCCCUGGAAGCCUACUGCCACAUAAAAGGCUUCUAAAGGAACAAUCAGAUAUAGUAAAUUUAUAUAUAUAUGUACACAUAUAUAUAUACAUAAAAAUUAUGUAUAAUGAACAGAGGAAACUGACAUUUGUCAUGUUCACUUAACCCACUGAUGGAAUCCAGCUUCAAGAACAUCUGUACUAGGCCGGAAGUCAGAAACCAUCAUCUCCCAUUCCCGGGCAUCAUCAAGUUGAACAGGCAUGGAGGCAGGGUCAUCUUGCAGCUCGUCCUAGAAGAGCUAUGCUCUCUCCGAGUUCAUAAAUGGUUAAGGCUUCUCUUUGUUUUCUUGUUUUGUUUUUGUUCUGUUUCCUGUGGUGGGGGAGGGCAGGGUCAUGGGUGGUGGGGGAGGGCAGGGUCAUGGGUGGCUGAUGUUUGGUUUUUGCUUUGGCACUGCUUUGUUUUGUUUAGAGGGCCAAGAUCCUAUUUCUCCUUAUAGAAAGUGGUGAUCCACCCAAAGGUGAGUGGAUGUGGGAUCAAUAUUAAAAUCAUUAAGACUCUCGCCUCACCUCCUCCAAACACUUUAAACAUUACUUUGGAUUAAGGAAGGAUCUGGGCAUGGAAGAAGAAAAACACACAUCUUCCCUAUAUUACCAAAUUGUAUGCUUAUCUCCGGACUGUGAACAGUGGUGAGCUGCCUCCAGGAAGAAGCACGGGAGCUGAAAAGGAGCCAGGAAAAGCAAUGGUUCUAGCUGUAGUCUAAGGAUGUGGUGUCUGGCACUCUUGCUCAACAGGGACAGCGAUAAUGUGCCUAGAUCCCCAGGAACUCGUAGAACUCUUCAUCCCUUAUCUCUAGCUCUGAACUGUGAUUAGCAAGACCCUUACUCCUUCCAGCCCAGCCUGUUCCCCGGGUUUUCCAGCCCAGACCUCCUCCCGCCCUCCACCCAGCCCCUGCAAGCAGGAAGAUUAACCCCACCCCACCCCCAAAGCCCUACCAUUUCAGUCAUCACAUGUGUCCAGGUCCCACGUUGCUCUUGCCUGGGAUUUUUCCAUCAGUUUUAUUUUCAGUGGCAUCCAUGGCUUGCACAAUCCUGUUCCAGUCAUGACUGAACAUUUGCCCCUCCUUCAUGUGCCUGUUUGGGACUGUUGUCAUGAUCCCCAUUACACAGUGCAUGGACGAAAAACAAAUAAAAACCAAGCGUAUCUGUAUAUAGUAGAGUAUAGCAAAUACUGUCCUCCCAUUCAGCGAGGUUGAUUGGACAUUGAAGACAUAAGUGAGUUUUCUUUUCACCUGAGUUGUUCCUUUUGAGUUGUGACUGAGUUUGGAUAUUAGUAGGGAUAAAAGAAGAAAAUGGCUUAUUGUUCAUGAAUCUGCACGCUCAUUACUAAGAAGCAAUAACUAUCGUGUGAAAAGAGAUUCAAGUUGAGAGGGUAGCAGGCACACUACAAGAUGUCUUUGAAAUAGUUGCCAUGGAGAGCACAUCAGAGGUCUCUGAGAAUCACCCAUUAAUUCAGGUAGACUGAGAAGAAAGGCUGGGGAGACAAGUGGAUACUUUGGCUGUGCCUGGAUUUUUACAGCCACCAUUUCCACACCACCCCUCCCCCAACAUAUUUAUUGCACAUCUGCUCUGUCUGGCACAGAUGAUGGAUAGUGCUAGUUGAUUUUUUUUUUUUUUAAUGGAGAAAGCUGUUUUGAGCCCUGUUUUGUUCACCUCUCAGUCCAGACUCCCUGAAUUUCUUAUCAACUCCUGAGUGGAGGUCUGAGUGACCAGUGGGACUUUAGAGGUCCACUGGGUAUGACUAAGAGUAAGUUACUCAAAGAGACUGGGAGUAACCUUUGCAAGGAAUGACUCUUUCCAUUCAAAAAUACCAAAGAGCAGAGAUAAACCCAACAUUCCAAAAGCUGUGAUUCUACUAAUGGGAAAUGGGAUGGCUUGGCCCAUCUCUUAGACAUUUCUCUGAGCCUUUCUGGCCCUCUGCAUUAACUCCAGAUACUUAAGAAAUAAAUGUAGCUGAGGACUCCUUUCCCUUCUUCCACUCAGUGAUCAUAACCAUUCAUUGUUUAACCAACAUUUAGUGACUGAGUGAAUAGAGACUUGUCGCCCAUUCAAUAGGCCAGGUAAUGCUACGACUUGGGAGCAGAACAGUGACCAAGACGACCCAAAUUCCUGCUCCCAAGGGAUAUGUAGUGAGUGGGAUUCCUACUCAAAGAGUAAGAGUUGACACUGAGACAGUUUUUAAUCUUGGAAGAGAAAAAGAAUUGUGACUUUUAACAUAGGCACAUUAAAAUUGCACAACAAAGGCAGUUGACCAAAUGCUCAUGUUUUGUUUUUCCUAAAAGAAUGUAAUUUUUAGCUCUGGAAAAGUACUCUUUAUAGCCUUGGCCAACUCGCAGGUAUUUUUAUCUUCCUAACUUAGGCCAAGCAGGGCACUAUGGUGGUGACCGAUAUCACUGAGAAGACCUAAUUAGCCAGUUUUUAGUCUCUGCGGCAAUGGUACCUUUCCAUCACAACUCCACAGGCCACCAACAGGGGUGACAGUGGGGACUUCUCAGUGGAGUCCUCUAAGCCAUCCUGUUUUGAUUUUUUUUUAUCUUAAUUUUAGAUUUUAAAAGUGGAAAGCUAGCCUAGAGAUACCCAGUAAAUCUAGUCAAAGGAUCUAUGUGGUUAAAAACCUUAGAAAGAUUUUGCACUGGUUUUUGUUUAGUUCUGUUUUGUUUCGUUUUUAAGCCAUCUUUGGAAUGUCAAUAAUUCUGUAGUGAAUUUUCACAGAGAACUUCCCAAGAAUGUCUUGCUGUUGGUCAGUUUCAAGUUCAAGCUUUUUGGUUUGUUUGCCUUUUCAGUCUUCAUGCUGUAGGGAAAAUCUGAUUCUGGAUCUUCAGGGUUCUUAAUUAUUAUAUGUAAAUGAUUUCAUUUUAUUUGUUUGAUUAUUUUUAUUUUGUGUGUAUUGUGCACGGCUUUAGGGGGACAGGCACACUCGGUGCUGUUCCCAACAAUUGGUACACAUAAUUGACACAGGAAAAAAAAAAACAAUAAAGUUUCUAACUGUUUGUGAUUUCAUCACCUGUGGCACAGCAUGUUCUGUACUGUGGAAUGUCCCCUCUCCUCACUGUCACCUACUUCAUUUUCGGUUGUUUGUUUUCAUGCUCUGAAGAAAUAAAGACCAAAAAGGUAUCCUUGUGCAAUCGGUAUCCUUAUCUAUGGGAAAGGAGACAGCCACAAUCCAAAUCCAUAUAAAUGUCAGCCCUUCGCUCAUGCCAUGCUUAAAUGGCCCACGAGCAGCAUGUGCAGUCGGAAUGUUUGUCUGCCGUGUGAUGCUGUGAUAAACUUUGGGUGUACCUUCUUUUCACCACUUUUCCACUUUUUAAUUUAACUCAUUCUUCUUGCUUUCUGGACCCAAGCACAUGAACUCACAAGCUAUUACUUGUUGAACAACUUUCAUCACACAGCGCAUCGUAGUAAACCAUGCCACCCAUGGCACUGGUUUUUGGAAGUAUAGUUAAUUCCCAAGGGACAAGCAAAUUGCUCACUUAGUAUCAUACAUUGUAUUUCUUCUUAUUCCUAGAACAACUUCUUUAUGUUGAUAGUUUCUGAUUCUAUGAAUUGUAUAAGUCACUGACUUUCAUAUCUCAUGCAAUCAAAAGUACACAGAAAGAGGUGACAGCAGACAUAGAAUAAGAAUUGUGGGGAGGAGCACCUGCCUUCUUGGUCUGGUAGAAUCUGGACACUAGGUACAUGCAAAUCACUCUUUGUUUAUCUGAGCAUCUUAAAGUUUCCCACAGGCCCUUUCAUCACAGCAUCAUGUUGGCAUGUGUGGCACACUUUCAAGGGUGAAAAAAAAAAAACGAGGGACAACUCAAACACACUUCUUGAAUCAAAGAAUUGAUAUGUCUCCUGAAUAUUGAUCUUUAAUUUCACAUAAAAUUGGCGGGCUGAGUUUGCUUCUUGAAUAAAGACCAAACUGAGUAUUGUAGUAAGGAUCCCGGACCACUUAGUAGACCUCAGCAAAAUUCUUUGACUGACUGACUCUCAAGUGCUUAGGAGCAAACAUUAGUUUGUUGACGGAUUCUGAUUCGAUCCUUCCAGCCAUGAAGAUUUCCUUGCUUUCUCUAUAUAACAUAUAUAUAGUUUAUGACAUUUGGGUUGUCAUUAUUUUUCAAAUAUAAGAUUAACGUACAAUUAUACUGUUCAGAACAAGCCUGCAGAGAUGGAUAGGUGGCUUGCAACUGAUGAGCAUCCCCAUCCCAGGAAGUGAUCUCAAAGCAAAUAGAAACAUGUUGUUUCCACUGCCAUUUGUAACCAGACAUCCUCCACUAGAAACUCUAUGCUCACACAUUCCUGGUUUUAAUAUAAAUAAAUAAAUAAAUAAAUAAAUAAAUAAAUAAAUAAAUAAAUAAAUAAAAUAAAUGAAGGAAGGAAGGAAGAAAGGAAGGAAGGAAGGAAGGAAGGAAGGAAGGAAGGAAGGAAGGAAGUGAGAGGAUCUAGUUUGCUCUUACAUCUGAGAGCCUUGUAGAAAAAAUGAGAGAAUUUUCUCUGAGAGACGAUGAAGCUCCUCUUUUCUGAAGCAGAUCAGCUUCAUUAAGACUUCUUUUGGUUUUUCUGAGUUGAAAAUGUGGAAUCUCUCUCGAUUUUGAUUUUCCUUUUCUGACGUUUGGCAACUAUAGCCAUAGCAAGCCCUACUUGUACUUUCAUGACUUUAGGAACAUUGGGUGAUUUCACCAUUGACAAUAUACAAUCCAUUCUAACUUACAAGUAGCAUCCAGCCGUCCUUACAAGAAUCAUGUCUGUUGGCCAAGGCAUUCUAAGCAUGUGACUAUUGGUUGGGAAAUUAGUGGCAUGACACAUAGAAGAGACCUGCAAAAUCACAUUUAUCAUACUGGGGAUAUGUGUCCUUGUGGAUAGAUUUGGAAUGUGUACUCAGGCUUCCCUACAGAUUUUGUUUUAUAACUGAUUAGGGAUUUUGCUAUUCUUUUCAAACACUAGUAUUGCUGUAACUAUUAUUGUCACACAUUCUAGCAUAUUUCAAAGGAUUGGGUUGAAUACGGCUGAUGGUACUAUACUAAUACUGCUCCAGGGAUACCCUGGUAUUGCCUCAGCAAUAGGGGGAAGCUUACUCUAUAAGGAAUUGCUUGGGAAUUUUUCUUCUAGAAGCAAACUUGUUAUAGAAAAAUCAAAUACGUUGACAUUUCACAGACCCUUGUGUUAUCUCUACAAAUAGAGGCAGACUUUAGGACAGUGUCAUCUCUACAAAUGCCUGAGGUAUAUAUUACUAUUUUAUUGAUUUUAAUCUCUCUUGAGGGCGUAUUUAUCUUGCCCCUGUGUCCAUUCCCUAGCCUAUUCUAUCAAUAUAUGUAGGUACAGAGUGGAAAAGAAUAAUAUAUAUGUCCUCAAGCCCCAUGAGAGUGUCUCUAAAGCUGUCAUAUGUAAAAACAGAAUAAUGCAUAUGACUCUAAGAAACAUGAGUGGGUCAAGUGCUCACUGGAUACUAUGUUUCAGGUAUGGAAUGGGUAGGAAAAUUCACAUUAGUGACCAAAUAAACCAAGAAAUAAAUUAGAAAACUUCAGAGUUGCUGGAUCAGUUUUGAUUGUUAAUUCACAAAGCCAGACCCUAGUGGUCAGUGUGAUACAUAAUUUCAGGUAUGCUCGGCCAAAUCUAAAACUAUAUUGGAGGAAGUGAAAGCUGAUUAUUAGGAUGGUUGCAUAGCCCUCUCUACUGGGACUCCUUGCCAGUGAGCUUAUAAUUUACGGAACUUUUUCUUAGAGUCCCUUGAAGACACAUGAUAGAGGACCUCAAAUCUGCAAGGAGAUCUUUCCUAAAGUGUGAUUCUUGGUUUGUAAUGCUCCAACAUCUAUUGUCAAGAACAUAAUCCUGAAUUUUCUUCCAAGUGGGAGGAUUUCUCUUAUUAUUAAAUGUAUUAAAUUAAACCAAACAUGUAACUGCUUCACAAAAAUAUUUUACCUAAGAAAUAAACUGGAUGGUAUAAAUAUCCAUGAUAAAAAUCAUACCAUCUUAAUAGUUGCUUUUGUGAAAAAUUAUACUCUUUGGGAAUCUUUCUCUACAUUUCUAAAUCCAUUUUAGCAAACAUUAUACUUGAAAAAUAUCCCAAAGAAAAAUCUUGGGAGCUUUUUAUACUGCAUUGCAAUAAUGCACAGAGAAGAAACUUGUAUGGUUAUGAUAAUGAUGUGGAUGAGAAUUAUCUACACUGUUGACAAGAUUAUAUUCUUAAAUGAAAUAGUUUGGCACAAAGAGAAUGUGUUAAGUAGGAUUUCAUCAUGUAUUGCUCUUGUUAAUGAUAUUUGAAAGUCAUUACCUGUAAGAAAAAUUCCCAUUUUCCUGAGACAACUGUAUAAUUUAAUCUCAUUCUCAGGUUUGACAUGAAAAUCUAAGCUGGGUAUAUAUAAUUUUGACUUAAACAACCAAAGAAAAAUGUGUUUGGCAUACUUUCCACACCAUUGAAUUAUUUUAAAGAAUACAUUAGGUCUGUGCAGAUGUCUCAUAAAAUAUUUUUUAUAAUUUCCUUCCACUUUUAAAUGUACAAUUUUAAAUUACUCAACUUGGUACCUUAAUACUUUUCCAUUUUAAAGGAUGACUCCAUUUUGAUAUUGUUACUAAUAUUUUAGGACUAAUUAUAAUUUGAGUCAAUACACAGGAGGGGGUAUUGGACUUGAGUCUAGACCCAUAACCACAUGGUCCAGACAGAUCUACCAGUGGCUAAGUGUUUUUAGAUGAACCAGCCUUACACAAUAUAGCAACAUGAAUAUUAGUUUUAGUCUUUUUUUUCUUCAAAGGUUCACAUUUUAAGCAGUGUAAUAACAACUUUAGAAAAGUUGGAUUACCAGUGGCAAGAUUCUUUUUCUUGGAAUUGUUUCAUUAUUUCAACACACUUGUUCUCCUCUACCUUAUUUCUCCCAUACCACAGGGCUAUGUAUAUUAAAAACAAAAAUACAUUUUACAUUUUGAAUAACCUAAAUUGUAUUCUGCAUAUUGCCCAAAAAUUCAUGUCAAGUUAAUUUUCUUUCAUAAAUGAAACAAAGUACAAAGAAGGAGUCUUAUUCUUCAGGUAAAUGUACACAGUUGUUUGAGAAUUGUUUGGAAAACAGGUAUCCUUCCCAAAAUAGAAGCAAAUAUCUUAAAGAAAGAAAUUCAUUUUUAUUCCUUUUGUUUGCUUAACAAGUGUUUUAGACAGGAAGUCGUUAGGGUUAAUUUGAUUCCUUCUGCUGCCUUUGAUUGUGAGCAUUGAAAACAGUUCUUGCUGGGGGUGGGGGUGGGGGAAUAAUCUGGUCAAGGUCAACUCUGGAAGUUAAUAGAAUGAGAUUUUGUAUUUUUCCCUUGAGAGAUGGUACCAAGCUGACAAGCAACCAUGUACCAGUUAACAUUUUCUAGAAAUGUAUUUUGGCAUGUUGGGAGAAAAGCGGGGAGGGAAUCCUCACCCAAUUGUCGGCUGAUAUCUCAUCACCCAACACUCAGCCUAUGAAUCUUUCACUAGUUCUUGUUAAGGUCAGACAUUCCCAAAAGAGCCCAUCUCCAUCUUUCAUAUGUGUUAAUUAUCUUGUCUCUGGCAUUUCUUCUCCAAAAUCCUACUAACAAGCAAACUAGCCUGGCCAGCCAGUUGCCUAUGACACUUCUCCAUGGUGUGCUCUCAGAGCAAGGGAUGUAGCUAAACAGGUGCAAAACCUUUGGAAUUUAUUUAUAAUUGCUAUCAUCGGAUUCUCAGAAACAUUUGUCUUUGAAAUUUCUGUCCGAAGCUCUGAGAACAGAGAGCUCUAAGAACAGAGUCCCUGCUGUCAUCAGCAUCUUAUAGGAACUUUAAAACUCCAGUGGUUGCAUCAUUAGUAAAAUGAAAAUAAAAUUGCUUUAUUACUACUCAGGAUUCACUCAUUGGUGUUCAGAACUUCUACUAACCAACAUCACAGGAUUGACAAAGAAUCAGAAAUAAGCCAAAGAGGCAUAAAAUUGCCUCAUUAUUAUUGAAGUUCUUUCUACUGACUACUACUACUACAAUAACUACUAACUACUACUAAUUACUAAGUAACUGCUACUAACUACUGGCCUUCAUCCAGGAUCACUCACUGACUUUCCAUUCUGUUCAGACUUUUAAAAAAAAUAAGAAGAAUUCAGUCAAGCCAGUAGAAAAGUUUCAAAAUCAGAAUUUCAUAAACUUCAAGCAUUUAUUUUGCUAAAAUGUUCUGUUAAUUAUCAAAAAGUAAUGAUGACUUAAGAAACUUAAGACUGGCCCUGGAUUUAAUAUGAUUCCAAUUACAGUCUCCUAAUUAAAUUAACCUUUCAUUUUGGUCUAAGGAUAUUUUAUUCAUGUGACUCUUUAAUGGGGUCAUUCUGAAACUGAUCAAAGAACUUCCCUUUAAGAAUGGUUGUAUUAACUCCACAUUCAGUAUUUCACCAUCAAGAUGAAUGGAUUCAGGCUCAACUAGCACAUCACAGUCUUCUAUGAGCCAGUCUCUAUGUGAGGGAGAUACCUGGUUUGCUAGCUAACAUUUCACAUUGCGGAAUUUGCAUCAUUUACCUUACCAUUGUUGAAGUUCUGUCUACUGACUACUACUACUAACUACUAAGUAACUGCCACUAACUACUAACACUGAAUGUUCUUGACUUGGAGGCACCUGGCUGUUCUCUGAGCUAAAAUUUCAGAGCCCUCAUCAACUGACAGCACCUAGAGAAGGGGACCAUAGCUUCUCUCUCUGAGCACACAGUGCUCUCUCCAUUUGAAUGUCUAGUUGUCAUCAGAGAGGCGACUCAAAGGCUUUCUUUUUGGAAAGGUAGAUCUUUUUGCUUCAGAAGGUCAUGAAUCUUCAGUUCACUCUGGAUCUCUGGAUUUGAAUCUUCUCAUUGCUAUUUGAGAGAUGAUCCAUACCUUUAUGUCGUUUUGUUGUUGUUGUUGUUGUUGUUGUUUUUUCUGAAACACAUCAAGCCCCCAUGAUGGGGCUUCUCAUUUCCUUCCACUUGUAGGCGUGAGCUGAGGAAGCUGUAUAUGGUCAAGCAGUUGUUCCUCAUCAUUUCAUUAUCAGAACAAAUGUUAAACCAAUCAAGCCACAUGCACCUGGGAGGAACUAAAAUUUUAUUUUAAAGUAAUUACUGUACAUCACUGAGGGUGGGACUCUUUUCCCUAAAGAGAGAGAGUAGAAAAUUUCCCCCAUGUGAAAAGCAUUCAAAAGAGUAGAAAGGAUUUCAACUCAGUGACCUUGUUAAGGCCACAACCAUUCUUCUUCCAAGGAUGACCUUUCAAAUUCAUUUUUGUUUUCUCAUUUCUUAAGCUUACCAUCAGAUAGGAGAAAGAGAAUGCCAGUACUGGUUUCUACUCAACUAUAUGAAUUAUAAAUUAUAUAGUGGCCAGCCCCCCCACCUCACCCAGUUUAUCUAAAGGUACAGGUAUUAUAAAGGAGAACAGAAGCAGGAAGCCAUUUGCUACAGAUUCAAUUGUCUUUUAAAGAGCCUCUUUGUUAUAGAGAAAUGACUAUCCCAAAAGAUGUCACAAAAAUACUUCUUAAAUCAUACUUGGAGCAAAUACCAGAAAGGCCUUGGCCAGAAUGCUUUAUUACUGAUCUGAAAUUGCACAUAAAACACAGAACAUACACACUUUUUCACAAGGAAAGGAAGAUUAAAAACCAGAUAAACAAAAAACAGAGACAAAUAAACAAACAAACAAAAAACAAAUGGAGCUCUGCUUAUGUAAACAAAGACUAUUUCUGUGGCGUGAAUGUAAGCUUUCUCUUGAAGGAAUCCGAAAUUGGAAUGUCUUAAGAAAUGACAAAACUAUUUCAACAUAAUGGGAAGCACACAUCCAGCUCUAUUAGUCCUGAGCCACAGAGCCAAAUUUGUGUGGGGGAAAAGGGUAAGUAAACAUCACUGACAUGUCGCAACAGAUAAAGUGGCUUUGUGAGAGAAAUAAUUUAAACAGAUAAUAUUUUUCUUAUGCUAUAACAAUUCUAUGGUUGAGUCUCGGGGACAAAAAAAAAUUCUUCCUUUUCUCAUGAUUUCUUUCCAUCUAGAGCUGGCUGUGGAGCUGCAGUAAAUGCAUCCCAUUUUUACACUGCAAUGAUUUCUUUGUGUGGAAUCUGAUCCCUAGUUCAGAUUUCAUUAGGAAAUAGUAAAUUGGAACCAAAAAAAUGGGGUUUUCUCUUCUUUAAAAACAAAAAUGCCCCGUAAGCAUUUUCUGCUGAUGACCGCCUUAAGCAUUCUUAGUUGUGCUGUCAAUCAAAAGGCAGGUCUUUGCUUGAAGACUUGAGAACUUGUUUUCCUGAGCAAGCUAGGCCUUCCUCCCAUGCAGGCAACAGCUCAUCCACAUAAGUUCACGCCAUUCCUCCUCAACUCCCUGCCACAGCCCCACCUCUUAAGCUGACCCGCCUCUUCCAGCCAAGCAGAUUACAAUCUUUAAUGAUGUGUGCUCGAAGCUUGUCCACCUUAACUCUUGUCCACCCGAAUACCCCAGAAAUUCUCUGGAAACCUCCACUCUCUUCAGCCUUCUCCAGAAGCCCUUGGGAUUCGAAACUUUCACAUGUAAAAUUUUACUAAGAAAACAUCAACAACUCAUUUGUUUGUGCUCAGCCAAGAAACUGUGAACAAACUGAGUCACCGUGUAUUAAUUACCCUGAGGUGAUAAGGUGGCUGUCACAGAAGUGGCUGGCAGAAGAGAAUUGCAAUGCUAUUACUAAAAUAAUGUUCUAUGAAGAAAAAGUGUACAGUCUUCUAGAAACGUACUUUCAGAAAGCCAUGCUUAAUAACAUAGAAAAUUAUAUAGGAAGGCCAAACAUAAAACAUGGUUUAGAAUUUUAUUAUAUGGACAUGUUUAUUAUUUAUGCUGACAUGUCCUUAACUUUCUAAACCUAGGAACCGUCUAUAAUUAAACUAAUACCAGUAGAAUCUAGUUCUUCCUACUUGAUGAGGUUCUGAGGAGAAAAUUCAAUAUUGAUCUUCCCAUCCCACAUGGAAAGGCUUUGCUGGAGGAAUGCAAUUAGGGUGACGUGGGUAACUAUAUAUAGUGUCGUUUUAGAAUAAGCAACUUCAGUGAUUCUUUAGUCUGUGGCCAAACAGCAUCUGUAAUGAGUAGGAAAGUUGUGAAAUAUGCAAAUUAUCUGCUUUCCCCUGAGGACCCCCCCCCCAGCCCUCUGUAAAUCAGAGAUGCCAGGAGUAAGCUCCUCACUGUGGGAUUUAACAAGCUCUUUGGGUUGUUUUAAUUCGUGCUGCAAUUCAAAACCAUUGAUCCAGUCAGCGCUUUGCAUGGCUUCUUAGAAUGAUCAGUGUCACCCCAUAUUUAACUCUCCUCUCUCCAGAAUGAAGCUUUUAGGAUUAAAUGGCAGCCUGCCUGUCAGUACCAUCGACUCAAACAUGUGGGUUGAGAAGUUUAUAAUCCAGAUUUAGAAUUCCAUUUGAAGGAAAACUAACCUCACAACUGGUUUGUUGUUGUUGUUUUGUUGUUUUCUUUUAAUGGGACUUCAAGAAGAUUCUCUCCCUUGAAUCUUUCUAGAUCUUUUAAAAUAUAACUGUUUAUGUAAUGUACUUUACCUGACCAUCCCAGGGUCCAGAAAACAGUCUAGGAAACCUAUCUCACUGUUGAAUAAUUAGCUCUGGCUCUUAUCCUUCAUGGCAAACAGUUUUGUAGCAGUCCUGAGUCCCGCUGAAGUAGUGUCUUCUGGAGGAGUAGGUGUGUAUGGAGAGACAGUGACUGCUGGUCAGAGUUUGGGGAGCUGGUUCAAAGGAAACGACGGGGCUUUUAAAUCUUGGAAACAGCAAGUGCCAUAGUGGUCACUCUAGGUCUCCUAGGAUCAACCUUCAAGGCUUUCUUGUUGGCAUUGGGGCAAAGCCAGAGUGCCAAAUAUUCAGGUCACUUAUUGGAUAAGAACUCCUUAGAAGACAGGUUGAGAUAGGGAGUUAUCUGAGAAUGUAUGCCCAUGUGUUUGUCUGUCUCUGAAUGCUAACCUGACAUUCUGAAGUACUUAGAAUAUUGACCUGUGUUUGUCCUUCCUUUCAAUCACGAAAAGCAGUUGAAGAAUCUGUGUGCUUCUGUCGGUGGUGGUCAAAGCUUGGGCGCUGCUUGUCCAUUUGUUCCAGCUGGGGGAGCCUUCCCAUUGAUGCCUUCCCUCUAAUGUCCUACUCCCGCCAAACACACCUGACCACUUGCAGCUCCAGCUCAAGCACAGCCCAUUCAUCUCAAUCCUCAUCACUCGCAGCUCCACAUACAUAUUCUUUUACUCAAAAUCUUCUGAGAGAUCACAUCAGCAUAGCAGGCCAUUGCAGUGAUAGGAUGCAAUAUUUGCAGCAGAAAGGACUAUGUCAGGUUCCAUGCAAUUGACUCAAAUCCAUCACUAAGAGUCCAAGCCUUAAUAUCCUCUCUGACCUUUGAAAUGUCACCUUGGAAGCAUCCAUGGUGGAAACUGCCAAUGUGAGCUUGCUGUCCACCUCUCCUCGGUCCACAGUCCAUGCACUGUGCUAUUUGCUCCAGUCCUGAAGCCUUGAAAUAAGCCUGGAUUUGAAUUGCAAAGAGCAGAUAAACGGGUCCAUAAUGAAAGAUCCUUACUAUGUAGUGUAACAAAAAGCCCUGGACAUGAGAAGGUGACAGAUGAUAGUUUUAAAACCAUAAACAAAUUCUCUUGUCAAUAAUCUGUAGUGAUAGGAACAGGUUAGUGAUACAUGUGUCUUUCCCAAAAGCCAUAAUCACCAUCAUUGACACAACUGUUAUUCUAACAGGACUUCCGGGGUUCCUUUGGGAAUUUUUUAUGUGUCAAUGCUCACACCAAGGAAGACAUUCAUGGCUUUCUAGACAAGAGCCAGAAGGAAAAAAAAAAAAAAAAGAUGGCUGUUGUAUAUAUGCACAAAACACAGCUCAUUCCAUGAGGCAGACAAGAUGAGAAAGACUUCUGGUUAGAAACUAAUCCACAAUUGUCACAUGCUUCUGGUGGCUCCUGGUGGCAAAUUUUCCCUACUAGCCCAGUAGGUGACUUAAGGGUAAACUGAAUUCAUCCUGAACCAUUACAAUGGGCAAUCCCUAUAGAAAAGGCCAUCAUAUCUUUGUGCCUAAAAGCUUCUCUACAAAAGAAAUGAGCACAACACCCCCCCCAACCCCUUGUUUCACAGGGCUAAAGAGUAAAGAACAGAAGUUGUACAGAAGUUGUGCUCAGAGUGUAAGGGAUCUAUCACAAGGAAGCUUCAAAGACAAAGAGGUGGGAAAGACAGACAAAAAUUGGACAUGAUCCUAGUACAGGUGAUAUGAGCAAUCCUCACAUUCCUCCAGCUCAGCCUGGAGACUGCUCGUGUGUCUAAGACCGUAUGUUCAAUAACUUCAUCAUACUUGGAAUGCCUUGAGUGGUAGUUAGGUAGUGAUAUACAUGGAAGAGUAACUGAAUCUUUCAGUUUCGAAUCUCUCAGGCCAACCAAUAUAAUCUAUGGCUAUUUUCAGUGUGAAAUCCAUGCAAACAAGUACACGGCCUAUGUUCGUGAUUCUGUGGAGAAACAAAAUGUUUAACAAUCAGAAAGUUUCCAGUGUUUCCGAGUUUUGCAGGAAGCAAAAGUCACCAUGGCCAUGACUGCUAACGGUACUAGAGUUACAAUCAUCAGAAGCGCUGUUGGAACCGCUGUGUAAGAUACCCUCUCCAGCAUCAGUGUAUCAGUACCAUUUGAAUUGAAGUGUCGAUCUGUGCUCCUUAAAUAUUUUUUUCUAUCUGUGGUGGUCUACUGUUAUCCUGCAAUAGUGAUCAUGCCUCAUGUGGCCAGGAAAGGAAGUAGACUCAUUGAAAUAUUAGAAGUAGAGGAAGUUAUUUAUGUUCUUCUGCCAAAGAAAAGUGUUUAAUGAUCUUUAAAAUGUAGAUUAACUUCUUACAUUAUGAAUGUGAUUGUAAGAAAUGCUCACUUCAUCAUCUAUCCUUUGAAAAUUAAUCUUUUUGUGUUUCUAAUGAUCAAGGGAAAUAUUUUAAGCUGAUGUAAUACACAGAAAUGUUAGAAAAAGAAAGCUAGAUUCGAAUUUGAAAACUCAGUGGCACAGUCUUUCCCUCAAAUUCUUGCGUCAUGCUAAGUUGCAUUUGGAGACCUUAAACACACCAACAGUAAUAACAGCUCCAAUCACAUAGAGAAAAAGAAUCGAAACAUUUCUGUUCAUGAACAUUGAGUCGACAGAAAUUACUGUCUAAUUUUCUUGCCCAUCUGCCACAUACACAUGGACUCAAAGGUCUACCAAUGUUGCACAGAAAGUUAACAGGCUGUGUACGCCAAUUUCAUCUGUGCAGUUAGCAAGAACUAGCCAUUAAACUAUAUAUUUAAAUGUUUUGUAAAUAAACUUUUGAUUACUACAGUUUUGUUCAAACUGCUGUCUUUUAAAAUAAUUAGACUUGAUUUGAAUUUUUUUAAAUAAUCUGUUCUAUUAGAUGUUGCGUUAUUGACUGUGAUUCAAUGUACACUCAGCCAUAUUCCUGUGGGAAAUACCAGUCCUAUUGACUUUCUUGGCAUGAGCCAGAAGCUCUUUAGUUUCUCUAAGGACUCUAAGUAUAAAGACAAAAAAAAAAAAAAAAUCAAAAUGAAAUGCUAGUGAAGAAAUAAGAAACCUAUUGUACAAAAUGUAUUUUUAAAAAUCUUAAGAUUCAUGUGAUUUACACUGCCUGUUAAUCUAGUCUCUCUGUGAAAUAACCACAGCAUAUUUGUUAAGAUGGAAACACCAAAUAUUUACAAUCUUUGUAUAGCACCUUGUUAUAAUAUGUGACUUCAAAUGGUAAACAUGUCUAUUGUGAUCAUGUGAGCCCACAGAAGAAUAAGUUCCUGCUGUUAUGUAAAAUCCAGCUCUCAGAAUUCAGAUUCCCUGCAGCUGCUGUACCACCAAUAAACAAGAAUUAAUUGUGAAAAAAAUAAUUUUUAAGUUUAUGAUCACUGUGCAUUUUGUUAAUGAAUUCAGAGAAUUUUAUUUUUACCAGAAAUUCUCUCAGCCAGUAAAUACAACUGCUGAUUUCAACCAUACUA
Messenger RNA from Mus pahari (shrew mouse), 17901 nucleotides. It is a transcript of the gene Slc8a1, whose product is annotated as solute carrier family 8 member A1. Lineage: Eukaryota; Metazoa; Chordata; Mammalia; Rodentia; Muridae. The transcript has 9 exons. Gene Ontology annotation, cellular component: axon; postsynapse; sarcolemma. Bases 132 to 3008 code for a protein of 958 amino acids. The record is from RefSeq and is a predicted model, not a curated record. Gene Ontology annotation, biological process: sodium ion transmembrane transport; calcium ion import across plasma membrane; cell communication. Gene Ontology annotation, molecular function: calcium:sodium antiporter activity.